Coccinella septempunctata (seven-spotted ladybird) is the source of this 4581-nucleotide messenger RNA. RefSeq lists its product as uncharacterized. NCBI's taxonomy places the organism in Eukaryota, Metazoa, Arthropoda, Insecta, Coleoptera, Coccinellidae. The coding region runs from base 88 to 4566 and encodes 1492 amino acids. The record is from RefSeq and is a predicted model, not a curated record. The transcript is spliced from 11 exons.
CCUCUCCGUAUUUUCCUGUCAUUAAUUUGUCAAAAUUGUUGUUUGACUCUUUUGAUUUUUGGAAAAGGAUUAAAAUUGUGUGUAAAAAUGGCUUAUGUACCCAGUAACCCCAAUGGAAUAUGUCUGGGAAUGGAUAUAAGUGUUGGAGCUUUUCAGUCUGAUGAGAAGAGGGAAGGCAAGAAGGGAGCCAAAUUCGUAGACGGUUUUUCACUUGGAACAGAAUUUUUUCAUGGCAUUCUCCCACAAUGGAAAUUUCUCGAGGAGAAAUAUUUCGAAAAGUGGGGAAAGAAACAAAUAGAACACAAGCAGAGGUUGAAGGCAAUUACUAAGAAGAGACUAAAAGACACAGCGGAACAGCAAAAAUACUCACAUAAUGUACUACUGUGCUUGACUGGACCUGAAUGGUAUCAGGAGUUGUCACCUCAGCAGAAACAAGUGAUUGACAAUUUGAAAACGGCAAUCAAGAAAGAUUUGGAUAGUCAUCUCACCAAAGCAACACAUUCCAGUCUUUCACUUCUGGGAAUGAGGCCCUUGCCCAACGACAGUCAGCUUUGGAGAGCACUAACGAAAAGUUUCGGAUGUCCAGUGGAGUUUCUUAUGGUACUGUAUCAGCUCAUAAAACCUCAACGAAUGUGUUAUUCCAUCAAUGAUAGACUCAUUCUCUCCGGAGUGGCGCAUUUAUGUCUGCGAGACACUUUGAGGGAGAUGCACGUCCGCUCUCCGUCGCCACCUAGAAAAGAAAAAAAACCGGCACCUCGGAAACCGAAGCCCAAAAAGAAAAAAUACGGGAGUGUCUACUUGGUACCGUUCACUUUCGAAUGGCCGCAAAGAAGAUCUGAUAAAUACAAGAAUCCAGUAAUUCAGCGACCAACAUCUCCCUAUUUCUCCUAUAUCUGCGAUUUCGAGCCUGUACGUCUGAGAACAUACGAUGACCUGCAUCAAGAUGAUAGACUCGAUGAGGAUAUCAAAAUCCCUUGCGAUGUCUUCGAAGAUCAUCUCGUGGCAGAAGAAUACUACAACUUGUUAUUCAAACGAUCAGAUUCCUGUAAAUACAUUAUAUUACGUCCAAGAAUAUACGAGAGUUCCACACCCAAAACCUACCCUGGCAUAUUACCAAAAUUCAUGAUACCGAAGAAAUAUCCACCACCAAUCAAGCUCAUUCUUGACGUCAAGAUUUACGAUGAGAUAAACAUGAAGAAUCAAAAGAAGCGAAAAGUUAUAAGAACCAUUUGCGAGGUUAGAAUGAAACCUGGAGGCAGAUCGGGUCAAUCGACUGGUCAAAAUCUGAUCGCAAAAUACGUUUACAUAAUGAACAUUGGGGAAUACAUAAAAAAGAUUGCAGAUUCGCAAGUUGAUGAAGAAUUCGCUGAGCAAGAAGGAGGAGAUUACCCUUGCUCCAUUUGUGGUGGACCUGAUGGAAAAAAAGUCAUGCCCGAAAUUAAACCCAUCAAAGAAAAGAGCUGGAUUAAAAGACCUAAACCGAAGAAGAAACCUCAAGAGAUAAUCUAUACAAAUUUAUCGGACUUUAUGGAGAUGGAUAAGAAAAAGAUAGAAACCGUUGACGAGGAAACCAAAAAACUUAUCGAGGAGAAUAAAAAAUACGUCGAAAGAUGGAAUACUAUGUUCGACAACAUUGCCCGUAUGGAAAAACUGAAACUGGACACAGGCACAUGCGUGUGCCCAGGAAAAACUAAAGAUAAAUCGAAGUUCGACCCUGAAAUUGAUUGUACUUGUGCAAUAUGGAACAUCCCGACUCCUCCAAAGCCUAUACCGCCAAAAAUAUCGUGCGAGUGCAACCCGAAACUAGAAGAGGAAUAUAUUCCUGUAGUCCCCAAGGAAGAUAAAUGCGACUGCAAACAGAAAGCUCGAGAAAAGGCAUUGGAAAAAUGCGAGAAAUGCGGAAAACCCACUGAGAAAACAGAAGAAGAGCUGGCAGAGCGUGGAGUAUGCGAAUGUACCAGAAUCUUAGACGCUUGUGGUAAUUGCGUGAAAGAACCUCCGAUAAAAUAUCCCUUGCUGGAAGGAGAGACUAAAAAAGAAUGCGAAUGUAAAGCGAAACCUCCAGAGGAAGGCAAAGAGGUUACAGUUGCUUAUGUUUUUAUUGAAAAUAAGAUGCAAAAAGAAUCUUCUGUUGAUGAUGAGAAGGAAGACUGUGGUUGUAGACACCCAAAACAUUUUUACGAAGAGAAAAGUUGUUCUUGCAAAGCGGAAAGAGAAGCUCAAAAGAAAAAGAAAGAGGACAAAAAAAAAGAAAAAGCUAAAAAGAAUGAAACCGAUAAGAAGACCGUUGAGGAUAAAAAGGAAAAAGAAACAAAAGAGAAAGAUACAAAAGAGAAAGAUAAAAAAGAAAAAGAUACAAAAGGAAAAGAGGCAAAAGUUGAAGAUAAAACGAAGCAAAAGAACGAAACAAAACAAGAUGAUAAAGAGGCAAAGACUAAGGGAAAAAAGGAUGAUAAAAAAACAAAGCAAAAGAUUGAAGCCAAGCCUAGUAUUAAAGAGAUCAAGUGCUUGGUAGAAUGUGGAAAAAUUUUAGAAUUAGAUCAUUGUCGAAGAGAAACUGAAAAACUACUCAAUCUACUAAAAUGCAGUUGUCCUAAAUGCAAGGACCUUCGGAGGAAAUAUAGAGCUAGAUACGUUCAAGCAGGGACCAGAGACGGUUGUGGGGGAAUAUUACCAGUAAUUGGAGGAGUAUACGGACAAGAAAAAGAAUGCGAAUGCUUAGAAAAAUUCGAGAAACGAGUUAAAGGAGUGAAUGAAUACAAAGAAAGAUUGAAGGCGAAGGUGGAGUUGAAAUCUCAGAAAGAUCAGUAUGUCAUAAGCGGCGUGCAUCAAACGCACAAAGGACCGAUAUAUAACCUCACCGGUGUGAUACCGAAGAGUCCGUGUACAUGUGAAGCGAGCGAAGAUAUUCUUGCAGAAAAACAGGAAGAUGAAAAGUUAACGACUACUCUCAAACCAGGCUUCAAACACGUCAUUCAUGGAGUGAAAGGAGGUUCGGGAAGCCAUAAAUAUAUAAUCGGUAGCGCCGUUAAAGAAUGCGGAUGUUCUCAAGUUUAUGAAAAAUUUAUGAAAGAACAUAACGAGUGCUUGGUGAAUUACGAGAGGUAUCUGAACUACAUGAGGAAAGAGAUCCAGGCGUACAUGGAGGACAUGAAUGAAAGGUACAAGGAUCCACCUCUGACUGCCCAGAAAUUGAUAGAAAACGAAAUCAAAAAGAUGACGGGAGCUCCGGGGUUACCUUUGCCAGAAGGAAAAUCUGAGUUCUUAAUCACUGGCGUACAGGCCAAUCAACUGGGCAAGUCUUUCAUACUUGGCGGUAUGCUUCUGAAUGGCAAAGAAAGCGAUGAAUGCACAAUAGCGGUGGAGAGCUACACCAAUCUGCCAGACAGAAAAGAGGAUGACAUGACCAAAUGUCAGAGAAAUUUCCUCUGCAACUACAUGACCUUUGGCAAGAAUUGUGGCAAUCCAUUCAAACCUACCAAGGAGAUUGACAUCACAAGCAGCGAAGAAAUAGUUUGUCAGUGCAUUUCAUAUGAGUCGUUGAACAGCAAGAAAUCCAAAGAAUCUGUAGAAGAGGAGGAAGUCCCAGACACAUGCGCGUGCGAAUGCCCCUGCGGGAUUGAAAAAGUCAAACCGGAGGAUUGCACGUGCGCAGUAGCCGAGGAAGAGAGUGAAGAAUCUUGCUUUUGCGCUGAACUGGAAGGCGAAGAGGAGGAGGAGGAAGAAGAAGAAAUAAAAACGCCAGAUGGCUGCACUUGCGGUUACGUCGAACCUCCAAGUUCCGGAUCAGCGUCCGAUCCCUGCUUGUGCGGUUUUAAAAAUUGCGGAUGUCAAGUGGACGAGGUAUGCGUGAAAGAAUGUUUUUAUGGCCCGAUGGAGGCGUGGUGGUCGGAAGAGGAUCGGAAGAAAAUGGAGGAGGAGCAACGAGAGAAGACGAAGGAAGAAGAACCGAAACAGGAAGAGGAGUCGGAAGAGUCUGUUUCACCUUAUGGUGGGCCGUCGAAGAGAUACGUCGUGUUGAGGAGGUUGCCGACAAGAAAGAAACAACAAAAUGAAUUUAUUCAGAAAUUGCUGAAAGGUUUAGCAGAUGAUGGAUUUCCCUUAGCCAUGCUUCCAGAUUCUCAUAGAUUGCCGCACUUUUGGUUGUGGAUGCAGUUCAGAUUGAAGAAAAAAUGGAAUUAUGACGAUGCAGUGGAAAAUUACAGAAGGUGUCAGGUACUGUGGAAUCACAUUGCAAUAUGCAGAAGAAAAAUACCAUACCCUAAGCUUCCUGUACAUUGCGUAUGUGAAGCUAACAAUUAUACAUGGAGAGAGGCUCAAACGGUUUCGAGAAUUGUUGGUGAGACGAAAGAGAAGUUCUACAAUAAACUCAGGAGUAACAUGGUAGAUUAUGCAAGAGAAUUUUAUUCAACCAUAUCAGCGUAUCAGUAUCCUAAUCCUCCCUACUUAAAUCAUUAUUUCUUUGCAUAUCAACCAGGGAAAGUGGAGAAUGUAUUAGCUAAGUAUAUUUGGGAAGGUCAUGAACAUAAAAAUCCAGAAGAUUACAAAUCAUGUUUUUGCAAAUAAAUGAGAAAAAUAAAA